GGCAGGAGGAUGAGGCGGCGGCGCCACAAAGACCCAGGCGCUCUGUAGCUGCGGGCAAAAGCGGUUCCCUGCCGCAGCUUCCGCAAGUGCCUUCAGGCGGGACCCACCGGCCGGGUCAGCCUGCGAGCCUGCUUACCCCACCGUUGCCUCUCCUGCGCUCCGCUGCUCCACUCCCAAGCCUCCCUCCCAGCUAUUCUCCAGGAGUGGAGGGAUGCCCUUUCCGCUGGCAUGGCUGAGCUUGGCUCUGUUGCUGCUGCUGCUGCCGCCCCUGCCAGGGCUGGCGGGGCCAGUGACUACCUGCGAUGCCAACGGGAGCCUGUACUAUGUGGGCGAGUGGUAUUUCCUGGACAGUGACCACUGUACCCAGUGUGAGUGCACGGCCGAAGGACCAGCUUGUGCCCGCACGGACUGCACCGCGCUGCCACCUGCCUGCAUUCACGUCAGCCACUACCCCAACGACUGCUGCCCCCGUUGCGAACGGGUCGGCUGCGAACACCGCGGGCAGGUGUAUGAGUUGGGGGAGCACUUUCAGCCCUCAGAGUGUGAGCAGUGUACCUGUGACCUGGAUGGCAUUGCCCGGUGCCUAGUGGCAGACUGCGCUCCUCCCCCUUGCGUCAAUCCCAUCUAUGAGAAGGGCCACUGCUGCCCCACCUGCAAGGAUGGACCCAACUGCUAUGUGGAUGGGAGCCAGCACCGCAUCAUUCCUGCUGGGCAGAGCAUCUGGGUGGGGCCCUGCACCCGCUGCCGCUGUCAUGAUGGCCAGGAUGCUGGCUACUGGGAAGGAAACCGCUUAGCCAAAUGUGAGCAGCUAUGGGGAUGCCAGGCUACAGCUGGACAUCAUGCCUGAGUUUUAUCAAACUUUGAGCAGUUCUUCAGCCAGUCUUCGAUCCCCUGAAGUCUCAGAUCUUACAAACAAGCCCCUCCAGCCAGAUAAAAGCUUAGCCUCCAAUACAGGUCUGCAGUGUUUUCCUAGACAUAUCCAAGCACUCUUUCCUAACCACAAACGCUCCAGCUGUGUUGGACUGCAACUUCCAGCAUUAGCACCAGUGCAGUCCAACCCAGCUGGAGGGUGCCAGGUUCAGGAAGGCUGCUCUAGAACGUGGGAGUAGCUCACUGGACAAGUAGGGUUCCGGGCCCCUUGGAGCAGAACCCCUUCGCAUUUCGGUUUCUUUAAGGAAUCACUCCCCUGACUCCCACCCAAGACUCUCAUCUGUUCUACUCCAAACAUAGCAUCUUCUGCAGAGCCCUUUGCCCUUGAACAGAAUGCAUCUGUGUGGUCCUGGAACACAUAAAAAUAAAGAAUCCUUGUGGAAUA
Molecule: messenger RNA, 1315 nt
Organism: Varanus komodoensis (Komodo dragon)
Lineage: Eukaryota; Metazoa; Chordata; Lepidosauria; Squamata; Varanidae
Product: von Willebrand factor C domain-containing protein 2-like
Exons: 3
Coding region: 212-847 (211 amino acids)
Biological process (GO): negative regulation of BMP signaling pathway
Cellular component (GO): AMPA glutamate receptor complex
Molecular function (GO): protein binding
Source: RefSeq, a predicted model, not a curated record